AGAGCAUCCGAGUCCAAACAGGCCCCCAAGUUAGCAAGUUAUGGCUUCUUACAACCAGGAUGACUCGGAUGUAGACUCGGAUGCUCCUCGCGUUGCUCAAUGGGUUGACGAAGAUGAGCUAGACAACUGGGAAGACGAAAGUGAUGAAGACGACGAGGACGAGGAAAUACAAGAAGAUGGCGUUUCUGUGGCCGGGCCCUCUAUGAGCCGGUCUCAACAACGGGAACUAGAGGACGGUAAGCUUACGCUGAGCUGCUGUAGAGAUCCGACCAUGGGCAUACCUUCGACCACUCGAUUGGUGCUGUGACGAAGAUGCCGCAUGGUCGUAUUUCUACAGGAUAGCCUUAGUAUCUACUCAUUGGCAUCACCCAAUACUAACCAUGCAAAAAAAAAAAAUAAUGCUAGAUUUAUCAACCAUA
Molecule: messenger RNA, 419 nt
Organism: Serpula lacrymans var. lacrymans S7.9
Lineage: Eukaryota; Fungi; Basidiomycota; Agaricomycetes; Boletales; Serpulaceae
Exons: 2
Coding region: 41-307 (88 amino acids)
Source: RefSeq, a predicted model, not a curated record